AUGGACGGGUCUUCUUCAGCGACGCCGUCGUACGACCUCAGUAUUUUCGACCCGAUGUAUCCGUUAUCGGAUGGCGAGUCAAGCAGUGACAAGAAAGUGGAGUCCACUGCCGUUGGCAGGGCCCGAUUAACCGGUAGAAUUAGGCCCGGUAAUGGGAACCGCCGCGGCACUAGUAGCAGCAGAGGAGCCUCUGCUGACUCCCUCGAGGACACGCACGCAGUGCAGACGUGGGGCACCGCGGGGCACUCGUCAGCGCGUAAGGACCGGGCGGCGGGACUCUCGCCACCUGCGUCUUUGGUCAGAAGGAACAGUGCGGGCAGCGGCGGCAGUCUGGGCAUAGUGGCUGCAACUUUUCGGCGCACCAAGACUCUAAACGAGGAGGGCCGUGUUGUCAGCCACAACUUCAUAGUGGUCCAGCCGCGUCCGGGACUGAGGGUGGAGAUACCGGAGGAGAACCAGGAGGAGUACGAACACGAGCUGGGAGAGAUUCUGCAGAAGAAGGUCAAUGGCAGCGCCAGCUCCUACGAUCAGCGGCGCCCACUUGGCGCCCACGGAAGAAGCCAGCUUUACGUCAGCGGCAGCUUCUGCUCGCGCGACUCAGUGACACUCAUUCUGCCGUCAAUAGGCCGACGCAUCACUUCGGCCAACAGGCGUAUCCGUACGAAGGACGUCUCGCGGAGCUUUUGGCAUCCGAAAGGUGCAGUUGCGGAGGGCAGUGCGCCGGUGCACGCCGACGAUGUGCCGCUGAAGACGGCGGUAGAGGUGGAAGCGCCCGUCUUUCGCGCGCCAGCGCGGAAGCUGCAGCCGAGUGAACCACCGAAAGCGCAGAAGGAUGUGCGGCAGCAUGCAGGGCCGUCUGAGUCUGCGGAUGGUAGCGACAGCAAGCAGAGUCGGCGUCGCGGUUUCUUCGAUCGCCUCCUCUGCAUGUGA
Messenger RNA from Trypanosoma grayi, 930 nucleotides. RefSeq lists its product as hypothetical. Bases 1 to 930 code for a protein of 309 amino acids. Lineage: Eukaryota; Euglenozoa; Kinetoplastea; Trypanosomatida; Trypanosomatidae. The record is from RefSeq and is a predicted model, not a curated record. The transcript has a single exon.